UCGGGUCCCCGGCUGCCCGGAAGUGCGGCAGGCCCUCGGGUCCCCGGUUGGGGUGCAGGCAGAGGGCAGGUCCCGGCAUCAUGGCGAGGUCCGGGCUGGGCCAGGACCCGGACGGCACAGCUGCAGUCGCUGUGCUGAAGCGGGCGGUGGAGCUAGACUCGGAGUCGCGGUAUCCGCAGGCUCUGGUUUGUUACCAGGAGGGGAUCGAUCUGCUCCUGCAGGUUCUGAAAGGCACCAAAGAUGACACAAAGAAAUGUAAUCUCAGAAAAAAAAUUUCUGACUACAUGGAUAGAGCAGAAAACAUAAAGAAAUACUUGGAUCAAGAAAAAGAAGAUGGAAAAUAUCACAAGCAAAUUAAAAUAGAAGAGAAUGCAACAGGUUUCAGCUAUGAGUCACUUUUUCAAGAAUACCUGAAUGAGACAGUUACAGAAGUUUGGAUAGAAGAUCCUUAUAUAAGACACACGCAUCAGCUGUAUAACUUCCUUCGAUUUUGUGAGAUGCUUAUUAAAAGACCAUGUAAAGUAAAAACUAUUCAUCUUCUCACCUCUCUGGAUGAAGGUGGUGGGAAAGAGCAGCAGAGUAAUGGCCUGAGAGAAAUAAAAGAAUCGCUCAGGAGUCACGGCGUGCUGUUGGAGGUGGAUUACUCUUCUUCGAUACACGACCGGGAAAUUAGGUUCAACAAUGGAUGGAUGAUUAAGAUUGGAAGGGGACUUGACUAUUUUAAGAAACCACAGAGUCGUUUUUCCCUUGGAUAUUGUGAUUUUGACUUAAGACCAUGUCAUGAAACAACAGUGGACAUUUUUCAUAACAAGCACACAAAAAAAAUAUGAUACACAGUGGCCUAAUUUGCAUCAUGUAUUUCUAUUUUGAGUGAAUAUUGUUUUUUUCUACUUUGUACAGAUCAUUGCUAUAAUAUAUGACUUUAUCAAUAAACUUAAAUUUCUACUACUUUAUGG
Molecule: messenger RNA, 956 nt
Organism: Loxodonta africana (African savanna elephant)
Lineage: Eukaryota; Metazoa; Chordata; Mammalia; Proboscidea; Elephantidae
Gene: MITD1
Product: microtubule interacting and trafficking domain containing 1
Exons: 7
Coding region: 81-830 (249 amino acids)
Biological process (GO): midbody abscission
Cellular component (GO): midbody
Source: RefSeq, a predicted model, not a curated record